AUGAGAGGUGUUGCUUGGAACUGUAGAGGGUUGGGGCAGACCUCUACAGUUCAGGAGCUGAAGUCCCUGCUCAGAUCGCGCUCUCCGGAUUUUGUAUUCUUGUCUGAGCUUAAGGUGGAUGCCAAUCCCCUGGUACGUAUUCUAAAAGCUUUUCACUUUUAUUUUCAUAUUGCUGUGCCGCCUAUUGGUAAUGCGGGGGGAAUCAUUCUUGCAUGGAAGACUGGUUUUUGUUUUGAAUGCAUCGCUUGCUCUCAAAACCACAUUUCGGGGAUAGUCUACUCAGACCCCCCAACCCACCCUUGGCUUCUCUCGUGUGUAUAUGGACCGCCCUACAACAAUGCCAAGAAGUUAUUUUGGACUGAGAUCAUGACCUUAGGGGAUAGAUUUGGGGGUCCGUGGUUGAUUUUUGGGGAUACUAAUUUUGUCCUUAAUCCCGCUGAGCGGGAGGGUUCGUCGGGUAGAGACCCCUUUAUCCCGUUCAUAUCUAACCUGGUGGAGUCCCGUGGUCUAAUUAACAUGAGCAUUCAAGGGGACAUGAUGACGUGGGACAAUCACCGCUCGGGAGACAGCCACGUGAAGUCGGCCCUGGAUAAAGGCAUCAUGAAUGACGCCUGGCUUCACUUGUUUCCCAAAGCUAUUCUCUGUUCAAUCCAGACGAGUACUUCUGAUCAUAGACCUUUGUCCCUUGAUACGGUUGGGAAUGUGCCCAAGUUCAAAAGGUGCUUCAAGUUUGAGGAAAAUUGGGCGAGGGAUGGAAGAAGUAAGCUUGUUGUUGCUAAUGCCUGGGAUUCGGUGCACCAUCUUUGGGCCCCCGCCCGAGUUUUUAAAAAGAUUGGUGCCACCAGGGUGGCGCUCCUUCAGUGGAAGAGAACGCAAUUUGGUAAAAUUGAUGUGGUUAUAAAAGAUUUGGAGGAAAAACUUGAUAGAGUUCAGCUGUUGCCUGCUGGCUCAAGAGACUGGAGAUUAGAGUGUGACAUCCGUCAGAAUCUGAAUGAAGCAAGAACCAGAAAAGCAGUUUAUUGGAAACAAAGGGCGAGAAUUGAGUGGCUCAAGGAUGGAGAUAAAUGCUCCAAAUUCUUCUUUCUAUCUGCUGCAAUUAGAGGAAGAAGGAAUUCCAUAGACUGCAUCUUGAACAAACAUAAUGUCUGGCUAAAUGAUCGAGAACUAAUUGGUCAGGAAUUUUUGGAAUUCUUUAAGAAUAUUUUUACUGGAGCUAACUUUGAUAGGCCGCUGGAUUGUGGUCACCUUUUUAGGGAAAUGAUUUCUCUUGAGGACCAGGCUAGGGCGGUGGAGUGCCCCUCCCGGCAAGAAAUUAAAAGUACUCUGUUCGCUAUGAGCAAUCAUAAAGCCCCUGGACCUGAUGGCAUGUCUGUUCUGUUCUUCAAACACUAUUGGGAGUCUGUUGGAGAUGAUUUCUGUGAUGCUGUCGCUGAUUUCUUUGAAAGAGGUAGAAUGCACAAGGGUGUGAAUUCUACGAAUGUUGUGUUGAUUCCUAAGGUGCAGAACCCGAAAAGACCGAAUCAAUUUAGGCCCAUCUCUCUUUGCAAUGUGAUGUAUAAGGUCAUUUCCAAAAUCAUUGCAAAUAGAAUUAAGCCUAUCCUCCCCACGCUCAUUUGCCCAACACAAGCUGCUUUUGUCCCGGGUAGGAAUAUUCAAGAUAAUAAUGUGUUGGUUCAAGAGAUCAUCCACUCGUUCAAUAGGAAAAGAGGAAAAGAGGGUUUUUUUGCGAUAAAGAUUGACCUUGUUAAAGCCUAUGAUAGGCUAAGUUGGAAGUUCAUCGAUCAUGUCCUAGGUUGUUUCGGAUUCCCUCAAAAGUUUUGCAGUUGGGUCUCUCAGUGCAUCUCCACCGCUUCCCUCAAUAUUUGCCUUAAUGGUGGUCCGGUAGGAAAGAUCCUGCCCUCGUGUGGUAUCCGCCAGGGGGACCCAUUAUCUCCCUACCUGUUCAUUUGUGCAGCGGAAGUGCUCUCUAGGCUGGUAGAAGAAGCUAUUGGGAAGGGAGUUAUCCAUGGAAUUAAGCUAAGUAGGGGGGGCCCGGUGCUAUCCCAUCUGUUCUUUGCUGAUGACCUCAUUUUGGUAGGCCGGGCUAACCUAGUUGAGGCGAAAGCCUUGUGGGAUUGUCUCGACAAGUUCUGCUCGUGGUCGGGUCAGGCGGUAAACAAGCUUAAAACAUCAAUUUUUUUCAGCAAAAAUACCCCUUCUGGUAUGCGAACAGGAAUUAAGGAAGCCUUGGGUAUUGGUACUCCAGAGGGAGUAAUCAAGUAUUUGGGUUUGCCGAUGUUCAGAUCUAGACAAAAAGAUGCCGAUUUUAACUUCAUCCUUGAUAAUCUUACUUCUAAGCUCCAGGGAUGGAAGGCCAAAACCUUAUCAAAAGCGGGAAGGGCUACCUUGAUUAAAUCUGUUGGGCUGUCCAUGCCCAUCUAUGCUAUGCAAACCACCAAGUUGUCUAACCGGCUUGUGACUAGGAUUGACGCCUUGAUCCGCGACUUCUGGUGGGGCUUUGAGAAAGGGAACCAUGGCCUAUAUCUCAAGGCCUGGGAUAAAUUGUGUCUCCCUAAGUCUUUAGGGGGCCUUGGAUUUCGGAAAACCAGAGAAAUGAAUCUCGCUUUUUUGUCUAAGUGGGGUUGGAGCUUACUGAAUGGUAGUCAGUCGCUUUGUUGCAAGAUCCUUGAGGCCAAAUACCUAAGGGGAAAAGACCUUCUCCAUUGCAAGUAUAAAGAGUCGGACUCUUGGUUCUGGAAGAACGUUGUUAAAGCUAAUGUAAUCCUUCGGAAAGGGGCCUGUAAGAGGGUGGCUGAUGGAAGAGGCACUAGCGUCUGGAGGGACCCUUGGAUCCCUCACUUAAAAGGUUUCGUCCCGAGACCAAACAGAAGUGUUGCUAUGGAUAAUAUGUGUGUGGCUGACCUCCUUACCCCCAUGGGUGGGUGGGACACUCUUAAGCUAUCUAGUUUGUUCGACCAGGAAACUGUGUCAGCUAUCCUGAAAAUGGGCCCACCUCGGGGUUCGGGAAAUGACGAUUGGAUGUGGACUUUGGAAAGUAAUGGGAAUUUCUCUACCAAAUCGGCUUACGUGGCCCAGGCCAUGGAGAGAGCUCCUCAGGGUAAUGUCGCCCCUGCUCUUUGGAAUAAACUUUGGAAUAGUAACUUAAUGGAGCGACAUAAGGUUCUCUGGUGGUGUAUUCUUUCCCAAGCUCUCCCGGUUCGCGCAGUGAUUAAAAGAAGAUUUCAGAUUGAAGACUCCAGAUGUCCGUUGUGUGGUUUGGGUGAUGAAACUAUGGAACAUUUGUUUCUUACCUGCGAUGUAGCGAUGCAUUUAUGGCAUUCCUCCCCUUGGGGGAUUUUCCCUGUGGGCGACACUGGUAUUAGAGUUUGGGAUUGGGUGAAGUUUAUUUGGAGUCUUAAUAAAAGGGGUCUCCGAGUUGAAGACGUGUUCCUUUAUGCCUCGAUAGUUGUGGACAAUAUAUGGAGAAUGCGCAAUGACGUAGUACAUAACAACUGUCCCCCUAAUAUUCAUAAUUGUAUUGACCUUAUUUGCUCUUCUUAUGCUGAGGCACAUUCUUCUCUCUUGCCUGGUCCUUCGCCUCCCGGGAAGGACAUCUGGACGCCUCCACCUCUGGAUUGGAUAAAGUUAAAUUGUGAUGUUCGUGUGGGCUUGGAGAGUAUGUGCACAGCUGUUGUUGCGAGGAAUCACCUAGGGAGGGUGAUCGCUAUUCACACAUCCCGAUUGGACUUCUCGGAAGCUCUGGUCGGAGAAGCGGCGGCUUGUUGUCUGGCGGUAUCAGUAGCUCUAGAUUUGAAGCUUAAUUAUGUUAUUGUGGAGAGUGACUCGAGGCUAGUAAUCAACGCUCUCAAUGGGAAGGCGUCCCACUGGGCUCUAGAGAACUAUGUCUCCUUUUGUUCUAAGUCUUCUCCUUCUUUCAUGUGUUGUACCUUUUCUAAUAUUAGUAGAAACUGUAAUUUUGCGGCUCACAAUGUCGCUAAGUGGGCUUUUACCCACCAGGUUUACGGAUCGAUCCCGAUCAAUUCUAUUCCGGAAAACAUUUUAUGUAACGACCAUGAGGUCUAG
Messenger RNA from Cannabis sativa, 4062 nucleotides. RefSeq lists its product as uncharacterized. Gene Ontology annotation, molecular function: RNA-DNA hybrid ribonuclease activity; nucleic acid binding. Lineage: Eukaryota; Viridiplantae; Streptophyta; Magnoliopsida; Rosales; Cannabaceae. The transcript has a single exon. The record is from RefSeq and is a predicted model, not a curated record. Bases 1 to 4062 code for a protein of 1353 amino acids.